AUGGGAAACUUAACAGUAAAUACAGCCCACGUUAAACAGCCGCAAAGUGAGAAAAUUUUAAAGACAAACACAACUGAGUGGGAGAAAAAGAGGAAAAUGCUUUUACCACCAAAUGAGGAAUGCACGGAUGUUGGACCAAUUUAUAAUGGCAUCCACGAUUAUUGGUUACGUAUCUUCGAAGCUUCAGACCAUCUCCUCCUUGUCACUCUCCGCUUAAACUCCAUUCCCAAAGCCCUCGAUUUUAUCAAUUACCUCAGAAGCAGAACAGAGCACCACCAAGCCCUCUCUUGUGUGUUCGAAGGCGCUCUUGAACUCGCUACGCAGCACCCUAAUUCGCAGAAAGAGCUUCUCAUGCUUCAUAGUUACCGAAAAUCCAAUGGUGAUAACAUUGCUCUCACUUCCAGAUCUGCUUUCCUCCUUUUGAAGUGCCUAGGGGAGGCCCAAAUGGUGGACGAUUCGCUUCUUCUAUUCAAGGAGCUCGACCCCUGUUCCAAAAGUUCCGGAAUUUGCAACGAAUUGCUUAAGGGGUUGUUUAAAUCGGGUUGCAUUGAUGAUGCCCUCCAGGUGAUUGACGAAAUGCUUGAACGGGAUUCUGAUUUUCCUCCCGAAGAUUUCACGAGGGAAGUUGUUUUUAGGGUGUUGGGGAAGCAGGAGCGCCAUGGAAGAAGCUUUGCUGAUAAUGAAAUUGUGGGGUUGGUUACCAAGCUGUGUGAGCAUGGAGUUUUCCCUGAUGCGUUUAAGCUUACCCAAAUAAUAACGAAGAUGUGCCGGCACCGGAAGAAUGGUGUGGCGUGGGAUCUUUUGCAUGUUGUGAUGAGAUUGGGUGGUGCAGUUGCGGUUAAAGCUGCGUCUUGCAAUGCUCUGUUAACUGGGUUGGGAAGGGAGAGGGACAUUCAGCAGAUGAAUAAACUGAUGGCAGAAAUGGAAGAGAUGGGGAUAAAGCCCAGUGUUGUGACCUUUGGGAUUCUUGUUAAUCAUUUGUGCAAAGCUAGGAGGAUUGAUGAGGCACUGGAGGUAUUUGAUAAGUUGAGCGGCAAAGGAGAAGGUAAUGAUAGGUUUGAUGUUGAGCCUGAUGUAACGGCGGUUUGUCCAAUUUAA
Messenger RNA from Vigna umbellata (rice bean), 1098 nucleotides. RefSeq names its product pentatricopeptide repeat-containing protein At3g61520, mitochondrial-like. The record is from RefSeq and is a predicted model, not a curated record. Lineage: Eukaryota; Viridiplantae; Streptophyta; Magnoliopsida; Fabales; Fabaceae. Gene Ontology annotation, molecular function: protein binding; mRNA binding.